This is a messenger RNA of Cucumis sativus (cucumber), 814 nucleotides long. RefSeq names its product ubiquitin-conjugating enzyme E2 35-like (gene UBC13). Lineage: Eukaryota; Viridiplantae; Streptophyta; Magnoliopsida; Cucurbitales; Cucurbitaceae. The transcript has 8 exons. Gene Ontology annotation, biological process: DNA damage tolerance; protein K63-linked ubiquitination. The record is from RefSeq and is marked provisional. Gene Ontology annotation, cellular component: nucleus. Bases 123 to 584 code for a protein of 153 amino acids. Gene Ontology annotation, molecular function: ubiquitin conjugating enzyme activity.
ACCUCCGAAGCUUUCCUUCAACUCUUUUAUAAUCUAGAGAGAGGAAACCUUUCUUCUCUCCACAAUUUCUCUCUCUUCCUUUCCUCUAAACCCUAUCGCAACCUUUCAAUCCAACCUUACCAAUGGCGAACAGUAAUCUUCCCCGAAGAAUCAUCAAGGAAACUCAGCGUCUUCUGAGUGAACCAGCCCCUGGGAUCAGUGCUUCGCCAUCAGAAGAUAACAUGCGAUAUUUUAACGUCAUGAUUCUUGGCCCGACCCAGUCACCCUAUGAAGGAGGUGUUUUCAAAUUGGAAUUAUUCUUACCUGAAGAAUAUCCUAUGGCUGCUCCCAAGGUUCGAUUUCUCACAAAGAUUUAUCAUCCGAAUAUUGACAAGCUUGGGAGGAUAUGCCUUGAUAUUCUGAAAGACAAAUGGAGUCCAGCUCUACAGAUACGAACUGUACUUUUGAGUAUUCAAGCUCUUCUGAGUGCUCCAAACCCAGAUGAUCCACUUUCCGAGAACAUUGCCAAACAUUGGAAAACGAAUGAGGCGGAAGCUGUUGAAACAGCAAAGGAAUGGACUCGAUUAUACGCAAGUGGUGCCUAAAGGAAAGUGCAGAAGGCUUUUACUCUUUUCGGUUUAAUAACAUGAAUCUAAUGUCUCUAUGGUGCCAUUUGGUGUGGAUUUUAAUGAAAUAUUUGGAAGAAUUUACAGUGUCAAAAUUGUCUCUAAAAUUGUAACGAUCUCUAAAAUUGCGUCUCUUUUGGCAGGAGUCUGUGCCCCCAUACUUUGUAUGAUGAUAUGAUUAGAUGAAUUACAUUCUUCUCUUAAGUUCU